AUUCUCUUACAACAACAUCGAUCUGCUUGCUGUCUAGUUUUCUAGCUUGUUUGAUCUACCAUAUAUAGCAAGCUUCUCUUUCUCUAAGUAUAUCGAUCCCUAGACAACUCUGAUUAAACUAGCUAGUGAAAAUCUUCAUCUUCUACGAUCGUCUAAUUACAUAGACAGUACGUAGCUGUUUACAUAUAUAUCAUCGCCAUGAUCAGCAUGGAACGUUUCGUGUUCUUUCUCGUCUGUGCUACUGCUGCUUGUGCUCUACUUUCUUCUUCCGCUUCAGCUAAAGUCGUUGAGCACACUUUUGAUGUUGGUAAUUUUACUGUCACUAGAAUGUGCCAACAACAAGUUAUAACAGCGGUGAACCGCAGUCUCCCCGGCCCAACUAUAACCGUCAACGAAGGCGACACACUCGUAGUUCAUGUGCUGAACAAAUCACCAUACAAUCUCACCCUCCACUGGCACGGAAUAUUUCAGCUAUUUAGUGGAUGGGCCGACGGGCCAGCAUAUGUAACUCAAUGUCCAAUACUACCAGGGAACAGUUUCACUUACAGAUUCAACAUCACUGGCCAAGAAGGAACUCUAUGGUGGCAUGCUCACACCUCCUAUCUCCGGGCCACUGUUUAUGGUGCCUUGAUUAUCCGUCCUCGACCCGGUCGAAAAUACCCGUUCACAAAACCAAAAAAAGAAUUUCCAAUUUUAUUAGGUGAAUGGUGGAACGCUAAUGUGUUUGAUGUGGAGGAAGAGUCUUUGAACUUUGGUGGUGCACCAAAUAUUUCUGAUGCUUAUACGAUCAAUGGCCGCCUUGGUGAUCAAUUCCCAUGUUCUGCAAACCAGACGCACAAAAUCCAAGUCGAAAAAGGCAAGACCUAUUUGCUUAGAAUCAUCAAUGCUGCACUCAAUAACCAGUUCUUCUUCAGCAUAGCCAAUCACAACAUGACAGUUGUUGCAAUCGAUGCAAGUUACACAAACCCUUAUGUCACAGACGUAGUUGUUACCGGUCCAGGGCAAACCACGGAUGUUCUCUUAAAGGCCAAUCAACCUGUUGGAGAUUAUUACAUGGCAGCACACCCGUACAUCAGUGCUGCUGGAAUUCAAUUUGAACCAAACGCCACGGUCGGUAUCAUCCAAUACAAAAGCAGUCGUUCUAGAAAUUCCUCCUCCACUCCAAUCAUGCCAACCUUACCAGCUUUUAAUGACACACCCACUGCUCACAAAUUCUUCUCAAAUUUAACUGGUCUCAAAACAGGGCCAUUUUGGGUACCUGUACCAACAAAAAUAGACGAGAAGAUGUUUAUAACCUUUGGGUUAGGAGUUAGUCCCUGUGGUGCCAACAAAAACUGUUCACAGAGUCCAUUUGGAACAAACCUACGUUUCUCAGCAAGUAUGAACAACCACUCGUUUGAAUUACCUUCGACAUUGUCAAUGUUGGAGGCACAUUACAAUAACGUUUCUGGGAUUUACACCGAAGAUUUUCCUAACAACCCACCAUUAGCAUUUGAUUAUACUAAUUCAAAUUUAAGUUUCGGUCUAGCUUUCACAGAAAGGUCAACUAAAGUUAAGAAGUUGAAGUUCAAUGCUACGGUGGAAAUGAUAUUCCAAAAUACGGCUUUGAUUGGAAUUGAAAAUCACCCUAUUCAUUUGCACGGGUUUAACUUCCAUGUUUUAGCUCAAGGAUUUGGAAAUUAUAAUUCCACUGAGGAUGAAAAGAAGUUCAACUUGGACGAUCCUCAGGAGAGGAACACCAUUGGCGUGCCAGCUGGUGGGUGGGCUGUUGUCAGAUUCCGUGCCAAUAAUGCAGGUGUAUGGUUCAUGCAUUGCCACUUGGACGUACACAUGCCAUGGGGGUUAGGGACAGCGUUUGUAGUUGAGAAUGGACCAACAGCAGCAACAUCGCUCCGUCCACCACCUUCUGAUCUCCCCAAGUGUUAAUAGGCCUUUUAUUUCUAUUUUUCUGUUUCUGGUUUGAUUUAUUUUUUGUUCCUUCGAUUAAACGGAACAAAGUCAAACUGUAGUGUAUUUGUGUGCAAUUGGAGAAAUUAUGUUUGUCAAAUGUAAUAAAAACCGUAAUAUAUUUUAUUUUAUUGUGAUUGUAUUCAAUUAAAACUAGAAAAAUGAAAUGAAAUGAAAUAUUAUUUUCAGUAGAAAUAUAA
Papaver somniferum (opium poppy) is the source of this 2147-nucleotide messenger RNA. Its product is annotated as laccase-7-like. The record is from RefSeq and is a predicted model, not a curated record. Gene Ontology annotation, molecular function: copper ion binding; hydroquinone:oxygen oxidoreductase activity. The transcript has 6 exons. Bases 199 to 1926 code for a protein of 575 amino acids. Gene Ontology annotation, biological process: lignin catabolic process. Lineage: Eukaryota; Viridiplantae; Streptophyta; Magnoliopsida; Ranunculales; Papaveraceae. Gene Ontology annotation, cellular component: apoplast.